UAAACGCGCAUGCGCAUUGAAAUCCGCAAACUUACCAACUUCCCUCGCUGGAAAAGUUAUUGUGCCUGGUUCAGGGGAAUCUUAUGGCCAUAAAAUGAGGCUUCACCUCCGCGGCUGCAGGCCCAUCAGUCCUCGGCGGGCGUACGUCAUCGUCAUCCCGCUGCUUCUGCUGCUGGUGGUCGGUGCAGCCUUAACUUCUUUACUCCCCUCCCCUGAAGAUGGCGUCCUCGGUGUCCUCCGUCGCCGGGCCAACAUCUCACGGGUCAUCCAGCCUGAGCGGUCCGACUCGUUCACCAUCAUCAUGCAGACGUUCAACCGCACCGACCUGCUGCUGAAGCUGCUGAACCAUUACCAGGCUGUUCCUCAUCUGCACCGGCUCAUUAUCGUCUGGAACAACGUCGCAGAGCCACCACCGAUCAAGCUGUGGGACUCUCUGGGGCCUCAUCCUGUCCCAGUGGUCUUCAAGGAGCAGAGUAGUAACCGGAUGCGCAACCGGCUGCAGCCUUUCGCUGAGAUAGAGACUGAUGCUGUGUUGAUGCUGGAUGAUGAUACACUUGUCAGCGCUCCUGAUGUCAGCUUUGCUUUCUCCGUCUGGAAGCAAUUCGCAGACCAGAUUGUGGGUUUCGUACCGAGGAAGCACGUGACCACAGCCUCUGGUGUGUACAGCUACGGCAGCUUUGAACUGCAGGAUCCUGACGUGGGUGGUGGAGACAGGUACUCCAUGGUGCUGGUGGGCGCUGCCUUCUUCCACCGCCGCUUCCUUGAGCUGUUCCAGACGCAGCCGGCCGAAAUGCAUGCCCUGCUGGACGAGACGCAGAACUGCGACGAUAUCGCCAUGAACUUUAUGGUGGCGCGGGAGCUGUCUGGUCUCAGGCGGCCGUCGGGGGUGUUUGUGAAGCCCGUGGACAUGAGGAACCUGGAGAAAGAGGCCAGCAGCGGGUACGUGGGCAUGUGGCACCGGGCGGAACACCUGCUCCAGCGAUCGCACUGCCUGAACAGACUGGCGCGGAUCUAUGGAGGAAUGCCGCUCCACUACUCCAACAUCAUGAUCUCACAGUUUGGCUUCCCCAGUUAUGGCAACCACAAGAGCAGGAGCUGAUAUCCUGGGCAGAUUUUUAGAUAGGAGGAGCUUCUUCAGGAACUUCUACCUUUCUCUACACAGAACAUUUUCAGAACAAUUAGGGCUGUCCAGAUUUGAGUUGUAAGCUCAGUACUGCAGUGUUUUGAUAGAUCUCUACCGAUUGUGUUAUACCACACAAUUCAGUUCACAUAUUCAGUACAGAGAAACAAAGAUUUUACCAUUUUCAUAUAAAGACUCAGAACAUGUCUAGGUUCUCUGGUGGUUUUGGAUAGUAAAUAAAAUGGCAAUAUUUGUGUUGUG
Pygocentrus nattereri (red-bellied piranha) is the source of this 1381-nucleotide messenger RNA. RefSeq names its product exostosin-like glycosyltransferase 2 (gene extl2). Gene Ontology annotation, molecular function: glycosyltransferase activity. The coding region runs from base 95 to 1099 and encodes 334 amino acids. NCBI's taxonomy places the organism in Eukaryota, Metazoa, Chordata, Actinopteri, Characiformes, Serrasalmidae. The record is from RefSeq and is a predicted model, not a curated record. The transcript has 5 exons. Gene Ontology annotation, cellular component: membrane.